Messenger RNA from Hyaloscypha bicolor E, 3180 nucleotides. Its product is annotated as polyadenylate binding protein. Gene Ontology annotation, cellular component: ribonucleoprotein complex. Gene Ontology annotation, molecular function: RNA binding. The coding region runs from base 344 to 2713 and encodes 789 amino acids. The transcript has 3 exons. NCBI's taxonomy places the organism in Eukaryota, Fungi, Ascomycota, Leotiomycetes, Helotiales, Hyaloscyphaceae. The record is from RefSeq and is a predicted model, not a curated record.
AAACCACAUCACGAAAUCACCCUUUGAUCGCGGAUAAAGUACGACCGUUCGUGCUUUUUCGUUCUUCUCGCCUUCUUCUUUCAGAAAACCCCUCUUACGGAGACACAAAAAAACUUGAAAAUCCUAAUAAAACCCCAAUUCGCGAUCGAAUUUCGUCGACCGCCUCACCUUCGCCCUCCCUCAAUCCUCCGCCGUUUGAGCCCGCACCCCACAGCACUCUUUCGGUCUUCGCACAUCGUCUCAGUUUCUGUUUUGUACAGCUCUAUUCGAAGCACAAUUCGACUGUUGUCUACCCCACCUCAUCAAAGACAUCUCGACGUAAUAAGCAUUACAUUUACUCAAGAUGUCUGCCACCACCGCUGUCGACCAGCUCGCCGCUGACCUCAAUAAUGCGUCCUUGAACGGAGGCGACGCAAACGGCGCUCCGGCCAUUAACACUGAUGUCUCCAACAUUGGUUCCGAGGACCCUGAUACUGCUGGACCUACCCCCAGCUCUGCCGCUCCUCACCCGCAGGCUUCUGCCUCCCUCUACGUUGGUGAGCUCGACCCGUCUGUCACCGAAGCCAUGCUCUUCGAGCUCUUCUCUCAAAUUGGUUCCGUCGCAUCCAUCCGUGUUUGCCGCGAUGCUGUGACCCGCCGAUCUCUUGGAUAUGCCUACGUCAACUACAAUACCACUAUCGAUGGCGAGAAGGCUUUGGAGGAACUCAACUACACCCUGAUCAAGGGACGCCCCUGCCGUAUUAUGUGGUCCCAGCGUGACCCUGCCCUUCGCAAGACUGGUCAGGGCAACGUCUUCAUCAAGAACUUGGAUACUGCUAUCGACAACAAGGCUCUCCACGAUACAUUUGCAGCAUUUGGAAACAUUCUCAGUUGCAAGGUCGCCCAGGAUGAGACCGGAGCUUCAAAGGGCUAUGGCUUUGUUCAUUACGAGACUGAUGAAGCUGCCAGCCAGGCUAUCAAGCACGUCAACGGUAUGCUCUUGAAUGAGAAGAAAGUUUUCGUAGGCCACCACAUUCCAAAGAAGGACCGCCAGAGCAAGUUUGAGGAGAUGAAGGCCAACUUCACCAACAUCUACGUCAAGAACAUUCCAGUUGAAGUCACAGAUGAAGAAUUCCGUGAGCUUUUCGAGAAGUACGGAGAGGUCACGUCUGCUUCCCUUGCUCGUGAUCAGGAGACUGGCAAGAGCCGUGGUUUUGGAUUCGUCAAUUUCAUCAACCAUGAACAUGCUGCCAAGGCUGUUGAUGAACUCAACGGCAAGGAUUUCAAGGGCCAAGACCUCUACGUCGGCCGAGCUCAGAAGAAGCACGAGCGUGAGGAGGAGCUCCGAAAGUCGUACGAGGCUGCACGUAUCGAGAAAGCAUCCAAGUACCAAGGUGUCAACCUUUACGUGAAGAAUCUUGACGAUGAGGUUGAUGACGAGAAGCUUCGCGAGCUCUUCGCUCCUUUUGGCUCCAUCACCUCAGCCAAGGUCAUGCGUGAUUCUGCUGCGGAGACCGCCGAGGCUGAGGAAAAGGAGAAGAAAGAGAGUGAAAAGAACAAGGAGAAUGAGAAGGAGGGCGAGACAAAGCCCGAAGACGAAGACUCCGAGAGCAAGGCGGCUGCAAAGACAGAGAAGCGUACCUUGGGCAAGAGCAAGGGUUUCGGUUUCGUUUGCUUCAACAACCCCGAGGAAGCCACCAAGGCCGUUACUGACAUGAACCAACGCAUGGUCAACGGCAAGCCUCUCUACGUUGCCCUCGCCCAACGCAAGGAUGUUCGGAAGAGCCAGCUGGAGGCCAGCAUUCAAGCCCGAAAUCAAAUCCGUAUGCAACAAGCUGCCGCUGCCGCAGGUAUGCCCCAGCAAUACAUGCAAGCUCCAAUGUUCUAUCCUCCUGGUCAGCAGCCUGGUUUUGUCCCGCAAGCCGGUGGACGUGGUAUGCCAUUCCCUCCUCAAGCUGGUAUGCCUCUGCCAGGUGCUCAAGGUGCUCGCCCUGGUCAAUUCGCUGGUGGCUUUCCCCCACAACAAGGCGGACGAGGUGGCCCAAGUCCCCAACAGCUUCCACCGAACAUGUACGGUAUCCCCGGCCAAUUCCCCCCCGGAACUCCGUAUGGCCAGCAAGGCAAUCCUCAAUUCUUAGCUGCCAUGCAGCAAGCGCAACAAGCUGCUGCUCUUGCCGGUGGCCGCGGAGGACCUAGUGCACGUGGCCCAAUGCAGGGUAUGCCGGGUAUGCCUCCCAACAUGGCUGGUCUUCAAGGUGUUGGUCAGCAAGGAAUGGCUGGCUUCCCGCAAGGAACUAGACAGGCUGGUAUGGCUGGACGUGGUGCUCAAGGUGGUCGCCCAAAUCAAUACCCUGGUGGAUUCCCACCUCAAGCUGGCCGUGGUAUGCCAAUGCCAGGUAUGCCCCAAGCUGGCCCAGAGGGAAUUGGCGGUGCAACCCUUCUCCAAACACAACUCGCGACCGUUCCUUCUCAGCAACAGAAGCAACUCCUCGGAGAGGCUUUGUUCCCGAAGAUCCAAGCUAUGCAACCCGAGCUGGCCGGAAAGAUCACUGGUAUGCUGUUGGAGAUGGAUAACCAGGAGCUUGUCAACCUCAUCGAGGACAACUCUGCUCUUCAGGCAAAGGUCGACGAGGCCCUCACCGUCUAUGAUGAGUACGUCAAGAACAACAAAGGUGGAGAAGGCGAGGCUGGCGAGGGAGACGUGAAGGAUGAGAAGUCAGAAGAGAAGGCUUAAGUGCCCAAUCUCUUACACAUACAACAAUACCCACUAAUGACUCUUCUUCUGCAUACACAUUUCACGUAUUGUCAAUCUGCUGCGGCGACGGGCUGCCGGAAAAGUUUUGCGCUUCUCUGUUUCUGGGUUGGCACAAAGUUUCGAUUUUCGGCUUCUACUGCUGCGGCUAGCUUCCUCUACACGACAUUUCCUUUUUCUUGAUUGACUGUCAUCGACUGGAUGAACAUUCGAUCAUGUACUCAUAGACUAUUUGUGCGCUGGGCUUCAUCGGCUUCCGCAGGCUUCACUCUCGCAUGUGGACUGGCACAUUACCUGCUUUUCGGUGUCUCUUUUCCUUGCUUCUGGCGAAGACGGAUGGGUUGAUUCAUGACUUUGCUGCUUUCGCUGCAGGGUGUGUCUGGACAGUCUGGUUCUGCUGAUGCGGCUCUAAAUUAGACUAAGAAUCAAUACAAAAACAUUGCAAACUU